AGCAUUCCCCUUCACCAAGUCGUGAAUUAGUCUCGUUGAUGAGACUGUGACAUGUGUAUAUAAAGAGGAUUUGAAACUUAGGGGGGUAAUAAGUGGGUGAAUUUUCCUGAAAGUUGUUUGAGCAAGAACAGGCUACCGGUCGAUAUUGGAUUUAUCAAUUAUCGGGAUCGGUUGAAAGUCUGUUAAGAUAAAGGAGCUUUCCAUGAAGUUGUGUUUAUUUUUUCUUAUUACUGUGGAUACUGGUCAGAAGCUAAAAAGAGGUCAGCAAGGCUGGUUUUGAGACUAGCAUGGACGUGCAGUAGUGCGAAUGCGGCGCUCUAAAUUAGCCACAUGAUUUGGUACAACUGCUUGUAAACCUCAUGACUGCUACUCGACUUCUCAUCUAUCACUCAGACCAGAGAGAGCCCAGCAGACACCCUGGUGUGUCAUUCACAUUCUCAAGCUUGUUUCAUUGAGAGCAGCAGCCGCAAAUUGUCAGAGACUUGGUUCUUGAUCAGCCGGCUGGGUGAGAGAGACAAACCCAAGAUGGUCCAUCCGACGUGUGUGUCCAUAGCGACCCUGCGGUCACAGCGGACUGGUGACACCGCUAAUAUGAAGGAUGUUACAAAUUCAUUAUCUAGUUGUCCAAGUAUUAAGUUAUUGUCCAGGCAUGACCAGGCAAUUAAGCCCACUGGCAAUGCCCAACUUAAGUACUUCCCAAAGGUUGCGGACUUUGGUGAUAUCAUUGCUUUUCUGUCCAGGCAGUCCUACCUGCCAGAACUGUCAAAGACUGGGACAAAAGACAUUGAGAACAUUCCUAAAAAGACAAAGCCUGUGCCAUUGGAGAGGCAGAAGAAAAGAAAGGAGGAAAAGGAGAAAGUCUGUGAGGAAAACAUUGAGACAAAGGUCAACUCACCAUGCACCAGAGUGACUAACAUUGACAACAGAGAUGCUGAAAAGAAUUUGGGAAAAGAGAGUGAAGAGGAGGUAAAGACAGUCGAACUUAAAACAAUAGACACCAACACGACCGGAGUUACCCCACCUCCUUUCAAAUUCACAGACCUUCUGGAUAUUACAAAAUCAAGAAGAAUCCAACGUUACCAGAACAGAACAAAGCCUACGGAAUCUCCUGACAAGAAUCGGGGACCGGUCGAAGGUCAAAACUCGCCACAAUACCCCAGCAGGACCAAGCCCAUCAUGAUUGAGACAUCGUUCCUUGAUAACUCUCCGUACAUCAUCCCGGAGAAGAAACCGGAGAAGGAGAAGCUUCCAUUUGAUGAUAACAAAGAUGGGCCUCUCAUCAUCCCACUGGAUUCGGAGAAGGCUAAACUCUUUGAGAGUCUCAACAGCUACACCCCUCAGGUGCCCUUCAUACCACCACCGCCCCUGUGGGGUAUGGUCAGCACCCAUCCCAGACAACCCAUGAUUGACCCACCCUCCUACAGCCCUCCAUCCAGUCCACCACCAUUCUACCAACCGCCCAGCCCGGAGUACACCAACCCACCGCCCCCUCUGGAGUUUGAUGAGAAUCGUUUCCGUAGCAACACACUCACCUAUCUUCAUGAGGUGAAAGACUACCUGACCAUGACCAAGAAAAGGAAUCAAGUCAAACAGAAAUUAUACCAUCUUCAGCUAGAAGCACCCAAGCCUAGAUUAAUUCCAUGUCAAUCAAUAGGGGUCUAUGGACCACCACAUUAUGGAGAUGAAUUCCAUGGAGCGAUCUCCCGAGAAGAGGCGGAUAGGUUGCUUACAAAUGGAGGAGAAGGCAGCUACUUGGUCCGGGAGAGUCAGAGAGCUAGAGGAAGCUACACCCUCGGUCUAAGAUUACUUGGUGCAACGAAAAACUUCAGGCUAUACUUCGAUGGCCAACAUUAUGUCGCAGACAAACGCUUCGACACCGUGCACGACUUGGUGGCCGAUGGCCUCAUCACCAUGUACGUGGAGACGAAAGCGGCCGACUACAUCGGGCGCAUUGAGUUUGAGGAACCCAUCUAUGAUAAAUACUCCAAACAAGCUACGUUUAUGAGGCCGCAGGUGGGGAGUAAUGGCAGUACACCGCUCAGCAUGCCUCCUGAUUCGCCACCAGGCCCUCCCAUUGGACACCAAAUGGUUGAUGGUAGGAAUCUAAAACCAACUCAAGGUCCCAUUACUGUAGAAAAGGAUCAUGUCUUCAAGGUGCACACAUUUGUAGGUCUUAAUUGGUGUAUGUUCUGUGGUAACUUCCUAUGGGGUCUGAAGAGUCAAGGAGUUAAAUGUACAGAUUGUGGUCUAAGUACACACAAGCAAUGUUCAAAGAGAGUACCGAGAGAUUGUACGCCAGACCUUAGACUGAUCAAGAGAGUUUACAGUGUUGAUCUAACAACCUUAGCCAGAGCACAUGGUGUUAAUACAUCAAUUGUAGUAGAGCGAUGUGUCGAGGAGAUCGAGAGCAGAGGUCUCGAGGUGGAAGGUCUAUAUAGGAUACCCGGCAUGCAAGAUGACGUUGAACUUAUCAGACAAAGAUUUGAUAAAGAUGGUAUGGUGGCACGCAUCGGAUCCAAAGAGUUUCCUGAUAUCAACGCUAUCUCAGGGGCCAUGAAGCUUUACCUCAGGGAGUUACCUAUUCCAUUGGUGCCGUUCAAGAUGUACCAUGCAUUCAUGGAAGCAACCAAAAAACAAAAUGUCCAUGAUAAAGUUGAUUCAUUCUGUAAUGCCUUAGAUGAGCUCUACCAAACAUUCCCUGCUCACUACCACACACUAAAGCUUCUUAUGGCUCACUUAGUCAGAGUGACCCAGUUACACGAAGUGAACAAGAUGAAUAUAGAGAACCUUGGUAUCGUCUUUGGACCCACCCUUAUGAGACCGCCCUCUAACCAACCUGUCAUCGAUGACCUCUACAUGCUUCACUUCCAGAAGAAGAGUGUAGAGAUCAUGAUUGAGGAGUUUGACACCCUAUUCCAAAAGUAGAUGUCCAUCUUGAUUUGAUGCCGAGAAGUGCAUCAAGAUUAUGGUUUAGGAGUGUUACACCCUCUUCCAGAAGUAGAUAUCAACAUUGAUGCUGAAGGGUGCAGAUGUUCCUUUUCAUCGGACAAUCACAAAGUUCCUUGUCAUUAGAGAAUUACAGCUCAAGUUAAAAAUCUAUUCGAUGUCAUGACUGACAACAAUGAAUCUGAUGACAAUUUAGUGCAAAUAUAUGAAAAGAGUGAUCGUAAUUUGUUAUAUCCUUACUGGGAUUCUACUUUCUCGUCUAGAAAACAAUUCUAGGCCUGUUUUCUGAACUCUGGUUAACUUCAAGUCUUGUUAUCUUCAAAGAUUGCUAGUCAAAUGUGACAAACCUAUAACAUCAAAAUUGUUUGAUCAAUCGAUCUGUCUCAGUUUGCAAUCUGGGGGUCCAUUGCAGAAAGAGUUGCGUUUAAACGCAAACCAAAAAAUCAAUGGCAAGUCCCAAAUGCGCACUGUUGAUUGGUUGAAAAUCAAGUUACGAUUGAUUGCCACUCUUUCUGCAACUGGCCCCAGAUUUAAAUAUUGAAAACUUCCAAAUGGUUCAAAGAUUUUGGCAGGUCCCAUUGUCUGGCAGUUGCAGUGCACUUCCAAAUUCAAUGCAAGGGAUGGGGGGGGGGGGGGUAAAUACCUCCCCUCUCCCUAUUUUUUGUUAAAGCAGAGUUCAAAAUACAGUCCUAAGCCUUCAGAUGUUGAUAUAAAUAACAGAAGAUUAACUCUAAAAGCAAAGUGGUCUCGGCUGGUGAUGCAAGGGGACUUCUCCCAAACCAUCCUAUAUGUUUUAGGAUAUUGAAAUACUUCUUGGAGAGAUGCCAUAUCACACAUGAUGGUGCAUCCAUUAUGAAGGGUGAUACAAAUCUUUUAGAGAAAUAAAAUUGUAUGCUGCUUUUAACCCUCUACUUAGUUUCUUUAGGUCACAAAUGUUAGUCACAAAUUUUAGGUCACACUAGAUGCACUGAAAUGCACGCCCAAGUGCUAGUACAUGUAUAGCUAUCAUGUCUUCUAAGCUGAUUAGAUAUUGCAGCUCUUACAGAACAAGUUUUCAUGAAAAAGGGGAAGAUUAUUAUACUGAUAGAUUUGGGAUAAUUGUUUACCUUUUGAAUAAUUUAAACUUAAUAAUGUGUCGUCAUGAAUGCCACGUACUUGCUUGUGGCUAGUAUAUAGCCUGUAAUCCUCCUAUUAUUAGUCAAUGGAUAAACUUUAGGAAUUGGCAUGGUAUGAUGGAAAGUAGCAACAUUUGAUGAGAGUAUUUAGACAUUGUUGAACAAAACCCUCCAUUUAUGCUAAUAAAUAUUCCUGGUAUGCAUCAAUUUUUUUUUAGAUUAUAGGCAUUAUGAAAAAACUGCCAAUCCACUCAUAUUUACAGUCCUUUCGAUCACACAGGAAUGUCCAUAUCUUUAUAAGCCAAGACAUUUAUUUUUUUUUCAAGGAAACCAUCAUGACCUCUUCUGGCAGACAUAGUCUCUGUGUGUCACUUGCCACUGCACUGUAAAAAUCAACCAUUGUUGAUUAUACAUUAGGAAGAGAUAUGGUUAUGCAUCUCAUCUGAUCAGAAACAAAUUUGUCUACUUUUGACAAAGUUAAUUGAUCCCUUUAAUAUUUCAUCUCAUGUAAGAUCAACUCCAAUGAACAGUUGAAGCCUGCAGAGGGUGUUGAUACUUGUGAAUGGUUUUGAGGUUUAAUCUUUAAAGUCUAUCCUAUGCAAACGCUGCAGCCUCAUAACUCAGAAACUUGUGCUUCCUUCAUCGAUGCAUAUUCAUCUUUGAAAAAAAAUAUUUUAAAGAAAAAGUUCUUUUGGUAUGAGCCAUAGAUAUGAUUAUGUACCAUGUGGUAUUCUAAAGAAAUAUAAUCAAUUUUCAUUUCAUCGGACAAUUUCUACUUCUUUGAUUGACUUUGACUUCUGUGAUAUAUUUUGAAUGAAUAUUAUCAGAUUCCUCAUAGUUUAUAGUGAGAUGAUGAAGGCAUUUUAGUAAAUUCAGACAUUAUUUAUUUUGAAAAGAUGUUUGUUGCACAAAUUUUAGUGAUUUCCAUUUAGGUGAUCUCAUUUUUUUUCAACUAAAUUUAUAGCUCUUGAGCUUCUAGAUUCUCAUUCCAAAUGUAGUUUUUACCUUUCCAGCAAUUUUUACCAAGUGUGUUUCUUUUUUUUUUUUACUGUUCCCUAGGUGCUUAUUUGGACAAUUCAUCUUUGUACCUCUUUUUAUUUAUACAUUUUUGACAAAUCUCUGCUCCGAUGUUAUUGCAUCUAUUUUGGUGUUUCUUAGCAAUCUUCAUUUACCUGCAUGUAAAUGUGAUGCCUACGGGAAAUCGUGCAAAAGACAUCGAUUUUUAAUCCAGAUUAAAAAUAAUCUCGGUUCAGAAUCAAUGCAAUCAUAGAUUUAUGUCUUCACCGUAGUCAGGAAUAGCAUGCAUACAAUCUUUAAACUUGUCUGUCUGGUGUGAUGUCAUGUGUCAAUGUUUCCUAAGUCUUUAUCUACAUAAGUAUCAAAUAAGAUUAAUCAUCUGUCCAUUUUGAACCAGGAACAGUUUGUGUCUUUUGGUUGAAGGUGCGUUGUUCACACCUUGCUGUUAAUGGUGUAAUAACUCAGUGUUUAAACAUUUUUAGUUUAAACACCUUUCUAUGACAGAGUGUUAGGUAUUGGUGUUUAAGAUGCGAUCGCGUGAACACCAAAGUUGGUUAUCAGUGUACAGUGUUGAAGGUGUCAACCAAAGAUUCAUGUUGUGUAACACUGGUGUUUAACGCUCUGUCUUCUCAUCACCACAAUAUACCUUCUCAUGCCUACCUGUACCUGUCUACAAAAGUUUAAGAUGCUUAGCCUUGAGCAUUUUAUGAAUUUUGGUGGAUAAACAGAGAGUUCAGGAGGCCGUUGCAGAAAGAAUUGCAAUCAAACUUUACUUGUUUUUCCAUCAAUCAAAGAGCAUGUUUAGGAAUUUUGCUUGGUUUUUUAGUUGUGAUAUAACAUAAUUAUUUCUGCAGAAGGACUUGUGAACUACUCACUUUUGCCCCUAAAUCCAUGCAAUGCAUUAGAUUGUAUUUCAAAAUUCUAUUUGGGAUGCACCCAUUUAUGCUUUAUGAUCACACAAUACCUUUCCUUUAUUUCUUCUUUCGAUGGACACUAAAGAAAAUCUUCCAAAAGUUGAAGAUGUGUUGAAUAUCCAUUCUGUAUAAAAGAAAUGGAGCCAAAUGUUGAUAGAAUCUUGAUGAUAUAUAAAUGUGUAUGUAUAAUUGUUAUUUUUGGUAUAUAAUAUAUAAAUAUAAAAAUGAAAUAUAUAUAUAUUUAGAAAAAGACUGCACAUCAUGUUGCAGUAUAUUAUAAUGAAAAGAGCAAGGUAAUUUUUUUACAUUGGUGUUCUUCAAUGCAAUGCUACAAAGAUUUGUCUUCGAAGAGAAGAACGCGUUCGUAUGCUGUUAUGUAAUAUACUGAUCUGUCUGCAUAUGCAUUAUUUUUUCUCAGCUCUCUGAGAAUAUGGCCAGAACGAAUUUAUCAACCUAUGUAUGUAUUAUAAUGUUUUAGACUAAUGUCAUGUUAACACGUUGGUUUUUCCUUUCUGUUUUUCACUUUAUUGUCUUGCCACUGUAUUUAUAGCAAGUUUCCAUGUCAGCUAGUAUGUUUUGGAGAUUUCUUUGUUUUGUUGAAAGAACAAGAGUUCAUAAAAUCUACAUGUGAGUAACUUGGGAAUUGUUGUUCGCUUUGACCACUAUAUACAUGUUUUAGAUCUCGAUGUAGAAUGGUGAUAGUUUCACAAACUGAUCAAUCAUUUUUCUCUGGUUUCUGGUAAAGUUGACAAAUAUUUCCGUUUAGCUAUUUUGGAAAUGACAGGGUAGAUUUCACAUGUGAAAUUUCUCCCAGUAUCAUCCAUGAAAAAAAAACCCUCUGAAGUAAGAAAUGGACUGAAGACCAUUGAUUAAAAAAAAAGAUAAUUAGACUUAUCCUAUUAACUACUUAAUUUUCAUGUCUUUCCUAUUAUGUGAUUAUAUGUUAAGUGUUAAUGUGUUAUUGCCUUCCUCCUACAACAAUUACUUGUAUUUUUGGCUGUGUUUGAUUAGGAUUUGUUAUUAUGAAUUGAAGCAUGUAAGAUUUUACCUCAUUUUUCUUUUUCAUUUUUAGAUUUCAGAACAAGUUGUGUUCAUUGUGUACAUACAUAUAUGUACCAGAUAAGUGCUAUUUCUUAACAUUUUCCAAGACAGUGCAAAAAUAUAUAUGUAACAUUUUAGGCAUGGGUACCACCUAAUUGUUCCUGUGUAUACAUAUAGAUUUCAGGUAAUUUUAAGAUGUGUUCAUGUUUAGCUCACGCUAAUAUGGCAUCAACAGUAAAUCUUAACCAUUAUUACACAGGUGUUUGUUUUUGUGUUUGUCCUAACACCUUGCAUCCAAAAUCUUGUUUUCUCUAAUCAUUCACAUUUAAUCCUGAAAUUUCUUCCAAAGAAAUGAUAAAAAGUGCUCUUUUUCCUAUUACAAUCAACGAAUUAUUCUUUAAAUAAACAAUCUUAAGAUGUAUUAUCUUUUUUUCUGUAUAUGAUUGGUGUAAAUUUACAAAAGCAUUGGACUGAGUUAUUCUGUCUCUAUCUCUCUAAA
This is a messenger RNA of Lytechinus variegatus (green sea urchin), 7532 nucleotides long. RefSeq names its product beta-chimaerin-like. NCBI's taxonomy places the organism in Eukaryota, Metazoa, Echinodermata, Echinoidea, Temnopleuroida, Toxopneustidae. The record is from RefSeq and is a predicted model, not a curated record. The transcript has 11 exons. Gene Ontology annotation, molecular function: GTPase activator activity. Bases 526 to 2925 code for a protein of 799 amino acids. Gene Ontology annotation, biological process: regulation of GTPase activity; signal transduction.